Molecule: messenger RNA, 999 nt
Organism: Thlaspi arvense
Lineage: Eukaryota; Viridiplantae; Streptophyta; Magnoliopsida; Brassicales; Brassicaceae
Source: the annotation of a GenBank genome assembly
AUGAGGAAGAAGCAGCACCACCACCACCAACACCGCGCCGCAUCCCUCGACGAGAACCGCGUGUGUCUCGAGAAAAUUCUCGUUAACCGCCGCGCAGCCGCCGACGAUUCCGUUAGAUCCAGGAAUCCCAAGACCGUAGAACAUGUUUUCUUCAAGCAUUCAAGCUCCAGCUCCUCCGAUUCGAGCGGAUUCUCGUCUUCCGAGUCCGAUUCCUUCUACAAACGAUCUAGAUCGUCGCACUCUCCGCCGGCGAUUUGUCAUCCGAAGCCCAUUCGAACCACCGUCGAGAGAUUCGAGCGGUCGCCUCAGCCUCACCGUCCUAGCAAUAAACAGGAGCAUGGGAGCUUUCUCAGAACGAAAUCCAAGGCGUUGAAGAUCUACAGCGAUUUGAAGAAAGUGAAACAGCCGAUUUCUCCCGGCGGCCGUCUCGCCACUUUCCUUAACUCGAUCUUCACCGGCGCCGGAAACGCUAAGAAGCUGAAUAAAAUUAACACCACCACCGUCGCUUCCGCGCCCGCGUCCUCCACCACGUGCUCCUCCGCAUCCUCCUUCUCAAGAUCCUGCUUGAGCAAAACUCCGUCGUCUAGCGAAAAAUCGAAAAGGUCCGUACGAUUCUGUCCCGUCAACGUCGUAUUCGACGAAGAAUCCAAGCGAAGUGGUCACAUUAACAACAACAAAUCGUACGGAAACAAGGAGCAUGAUUCCUCUCGCCAUCAUCAAAGCUUUGACACUCUUGAGAUCCGAGCCACGGAGGAGAAUCGUCGCGUUAUCGAAGCAGCCAAGGAACUUCUCAGAACUUACCAGAAGAAUAAAGACGUCGUCAACAUUACCGGCGGAGAAGAAGAAGAAGAGGACGACGACGAUGAUGCUGCGAGUUGCGCGAGCUCCGAUCUGUUCGAAUUGGAUAAUUUAUCGGCGAUAGGGAUCGAAAGGUAUCGAGAAGAGCUUCCCGUCUACGAAACAACUCGCUUGAACACGAAUCGUAUAGUUUCCAGAUGA